AUUCCUGCUCUCCAGGUAUGUGGAGCAGACGGCGUCAGUCCACCAAUCAGCGCCAGGGGGACCCAGGAAUGUGACCAUUCCAAAUAUGUAUCUGAUCUCUUCAUAAAUUACCAAAACCGUAAGACAGAGACUCUCUGAGUCAGAUAAUGGGACAUCGCUGAAGUCGAUCUGAACAUUUGUCGUCUUGCUAUACAUUAAUACAAGAAUCAAAUGUUUCGACAAUUCAUUUUGAAUAACUUUUUGUUUACACUACCGGGAUUGUAUUCAAACAGGAACUCCAGUCAAACAAUCGAAUCUUGACUUUGAAAUUCUUGGACUUAAAAAAACCCCUACAGCAGAAGUGACGAAACAAUCCUAGACAGGCAGGUGGAAUGCUGGUACGUGAACACCGUCUGUAGACACGCUUCACUGAGCACAGGGUGCGUCGCUCUAAAAAACAAUAAAGUUGAUCUUGAAGCCAAAAUUAUCCAUACGACUUGCCAGUUUGGCGUGGUACACGUGGAAUAUAAAUCAUUUGUAGUGUGUGUGUGUAUUUGUUUUUAAACUGCUGGACUGAACAUUUGAAGGCAAUAUUAUUGGAGGUGAAACCUAUUGAACAUUCGUUGAGGCGUUCUUCUUUUGUACGCUGAGUAAAUUAAAAAGUGGGAAUUCUAAAACAUAUUGUUCCGCUAAACAUGUCCGUCUGUACAAUGAUGGUGCUGGCUUGUAUGGUCUUCAUGGGCCAGAUAUUUUAUGGUGAGACCCGGAUGUGCUCUGUCUGUAGACCAGUCGACCCAGGCUGUGCCGCCGGCAACGUCAUGCCCAUGGAGUGUCCCGGCAACAUUCAACACUGCUACGUCUACCACCUCUACAUCGAGGAUGGAGGUGUUGCUAUCUUCAGGGGCUGCACCAACAUUACCUUAGAGGGCGACCGCUGCAUGCAUCGGACAAUGAACAACGGGCGCAGCGGCAUCGGCUGCCAAAGCACGUGCAGCUGGGAAGCCUGUAACUCCAACUACCUGCCGCCUGUCUCGUCCCUAGACCGGAACAGGCGAGCAGCUGAAAGCGCCGGACAACUGACCGAUGGAUUCCAGAAUUUGUUUUUGAGAAGACGAAGAUCUUUAGACAAAGUAAGAAGAUUGUUCCGAAAACGAAACCUUCAGAUUUUUUAAAUUUUGCAUUUUAAUUUAUUGUUUGAGAAUGUUGAUUUUGACAUUUCGAUUCAGUUAAUUUGAAGAAAAACGAGAAAAAAAACCGCGUCUGUUACGUGGAGAAAUCUUGGAACAUUUUGAACUUUGUGAUGAACUGGGGUUUGACCUUUUGCUUAUGUGAACAUUUUUUUUAAACGUUGUACAUCUGGGUAUUCCUUUUUUUGCAUUUUUUGCUUAACCUUGCGCAAAAAGCGCAGAAUUUUAAAAUAUAUUUCCCCCAAUUAUGUAAAUUUCAUGAAAAGCAAAAACGUGAACAAGCGUGUAAAUGAGUGUUUUAAAUUAAUGUAAUUUAUAUUUGUGCAAUCUUUGCUAUACACAGCUUUAGGCUGACAGUUCCUUACAUUGGAGCUUGAUUGUAAACUCCUUUAGUAAUUAGGCCAACAUUAAUUAAAUCUAGUAAAACUGCAGCAUUAAAAUUAGGCUUCACACAUAUUAGUGUAGAUUAAAGCCGAUAAAAGAUACCAUUUUGUAGGUUUGGAAUUUUAUAAAAGCUUUACACAACGUCGUGGAUUUAGCUCAGAAAAAUCAUAAAGUAUUCGAAGAAUUCUGGCGGACAUUUUCUAAGUUCUUCCGGCUUGGAUGCCUCGAUAUUUUGAGAGCUAGCCUGCUGUGUUUCAGCUGCAGGAACAAUAACUCCUCAAAGGAAUUGGACUUACACCAAUAGGUAAUCUCCCCUCUAUGUGACGCAAGUAUGCCGACCUGUCGACACUGCGCGGGAAGACACUAGUCCGAAGUGUCUUGGGCUGCCGACGAUGGAAUGUUAAGAGAAUGAUGUACGGGACACAGGGUCCGUUGUUUAUCGUCUGCUCCGAUGCCAGGAAACAGGUAGUCCAAAUGACACCUGAGCGAAAGUGUGCCGCGGAUUCUUUUCCGUAGAAAGGUCAUUAAACCAGGGCAUGGGGCCGACUCCGCUUCUGUCUUUCACAAAAUAUUACUGUCAAACACACACAAAAAUGUGCGAUGCGCGGUCACGCACCCUGUUCCACAUGGUACCAACCCUAACUCGUACACAGAACUGUGUAAUCCACAUCCACACUUAUCCAUCCAAAUCCAUCCACACGUAUAAAAUCUUUAUAUACUAAAACAAACAGCCAUAACACAAUAAGUUCUCAACACACACAAAUUGACUCAUUAAAAAUAUUUAAACUACAAGUAUACAGAUUCAACUUAUUCAUUAUAUAAUAUAUUGUAUUAUACAUCUUGUACAUAAGCCAAAUCACCAAUGUAGUUGUAAUGUAUAAUGAAUUGACCUAAGUAAAUCAUUGGAUGGCUUAUACCAAAUAUUGUCUUUUAAUUAACAAUUUUAUGUAUGUAUACAUAAAACAUUCAAAUUUGAGCAAUUGAAAAAUAACAAUAACAUUUAUUUUUAAAAUGAAUAAUAAUGUUUAAUUAAGCACACAGCCUUUAAAAUUUUGAAGAGUUUUUUGUUGUUGUAAUUUUAGCGCUACAACGUGUACAUUUUCCUCCGUAGUCAAUGAAUUAGCUUUGUAUUGUGUAUGUAUAGAGCUACUAGAUCUAUAUAGCAUGCUAGACGUCGUCAGUGCUCCCUGUUCAAAGUCAGUCUUCGUAGUUUGAUUCCACUAACUCAUGAGAAGCUCUUGAUUGGAAUACUUUAGCUUGAAAACUUUGAGCCAGCAAGAGUUUAUUACUUUAAGUUAUUUAUUAAAUGAUGAAAAAAAACCUGUUAUAUACUGACAUGUUCCGGACUCAUGACUCUGACUAAAAGCUCGCGACGCUGGACACUGACUCGUAAUCUUGACUCCUGACGCUGACUCAGGAUAUCGUACCUUGACGGCUAGCGCUUCUGUUUGACGAUUCCACUGCACGCAGGAUGACAGAAAAACUUUUUUCCCGUUUGCUCGGUCUAAAGUAAGGUCAAGGAUUCACCCCAGUCGGUUCCCAGAAAA
Messenger RNA from Physella acuta, 3097 nucleotides. RefSeq lists its product as uncharacterized. NCBI's taxonomy places the organism in Eukaryota, Metazoa, Mollusca, Gastropoda, Physidae. The record is from RefSeq and is a predicted model, not a curated record.